Messenger RNA from Bombus pyrosoma, 4920 nucleotides. RefSeq names its product actin, clone 403-like. Bases 1081 to 2211 code for a protein of 376 amino acids. Gene Ontology annotation, biological process: mitotic cytokinesis. The transcript has 4 exons. The record is from RefSeq and is a predicted model, not a curated record. NCBI's taxonomy places the organism in Eukaryota, Metazoa, Arthropoda, Insecta, Hymenoptera, Apidae.
GGGCAUUCGCUAAAUUAAUGAAAAAGAAGAUACAUAUAUAUAUAUGUAUUUUAAAUAUGCAAACAGUACCUCAUAUCAUAAAAGACAAAUUAUUUGCAAGAUGUAUAUUUUGUUUCUAUUAUUAAAAUUACUCACAUUUGUACAUCUCUGUAUAAGAAAUGUUUCCACAAAGUUAGUAUUUGAAAUAAACUGAAUAUACAUAUUUAUAACAAUAAAAAUAACAUAUUUUUCUACUAUAUAAGCAUUAUCAUUAUUUAAGCUAUCAUUUUGUAUAUUCUAUCAAUUCGUUUGUAUUUAAUGGACUUAUAAGUUGGUUUUCGCUUUCAUUGAUAAGUAUAAGUAAGGAUUUGCUUGUUCAUAAAUAUAAAUGGAUUAUGGACUAUUACAAUCCAAAUUGUAUUUGGUUAAGAAGUAUUUAAUAUUGCCAAAAAGACAAGAUAAUACCUUUUAUGCUAUACUUUAUAUAUAAACUCUAUGAAAGUUUAGAAAUAAUCUCUUCGUUAGUAUACAUAUGUUAAAAACUAAUUAAACAUUCUCAUUAAAAAUAUUCAUUUCGGCAGUUUUGUUAAGUAAUAGCAUUAGUAUUGUCAUAUAGAUUUUAGAAAUUCUUAAGAAACUAAAGAAGUUAAACUCUUUUUUGGCUAACAAUUUCUAUUCUGUAAAUAUAACAAAUGUAGAAAAUAAAAAACUGGCAUUUAGAUUGAAUAGAGGGAUUAGAUAUCAAUGGGGGGGGGGAUAUUUGUUGGAAAUUAUAAAAAUGUUAGAACCAAAAAUUGCUUUAUAUUAGCUUAAAUUGUAUUAGCUCACAUUACGUUAGCUGAAAUGUACACUAGUUCAUUGACGUGCAAGAAACUGUUUAAUAUACAGGCAUGAAUGCAUAGAGGUAGUAAAAGAGGGGGCAUUAAUAUAAAGCAGCUCCAUUCUUCAGCAGAAACAAUAUUAGAAGAGUCAAUGCACUGUCGAGGUAGUGCAAAAUCUAGUCAAACAAAUAAGCUAUUUGCUGUCUUUGGCAACCAAGAUUAAUAUUUCCUUUUAUACCUACAAAAAUCAGAAGGGCGACAUAAAUACUUCUAGUUUAAAAUGUGUGACGACGAUGUAGCAGCCUUAGUAGUAGAUAAUGGAUCAGGGAUGUGCAAAGCAGGAUUUGCAGGAGAUGAUGCUCCACGUGCUGUAUUCCCUUCCAUUGUUGGAAGACCUAGAUAUCAGGGAAUCAUGGUUGGUAUGGGACAGAAGGACAGUUAUGUGGGAGAUGAAGCACAAAGUAAAAGGGGUGUUUUAACUGUUAAAUAUCCAAUCGAGCACGGCAUUGUAACAAACUGGGACGAUAUGGAAAAAAUAUGGCAUCAUACAUUCUAUAACGAACUAAGAAUCGCUCCGGAAGAACAUCCUGUUCUUUUGACCGAAGCUCCUUUGAAUCCUAAAGCUAACCGAGAAAAGAUGACACAAAUUAUGUUUGAAACUUUUAAUUCUCCAGCAAUGUAUGUCGCUAUACAAGCUGUUUUAUCGCUUUACGCUUCAGGGCGCACUACAGGCAUUGUUCUAGAUAGCGGAGAUGGAGUUUCACACACAGUACCGAUUUACGAGGGAUAUGCGUUACCGCAUGCAAUUUUGCGUAUGGACUUGGCCGGCCGCGAUUUAACAGAUUACCUCAUGAAGAUUCUAACGGAAAGAGGAUAUUCUUUUACUACGACCGCGGAGCGUGAAAUUGUUCGAGAUAUUAAAGAAAAAUUGUGUUACGUUGCUUUGGACUUUCAACAGGAGAUGGCUACGGCCGCUGGCUCAAGUGCCCUCGAAAAAAGCUAUGAAUUACCAGAUGGUCAGGUAAUUACUAUUGGAAAUGAACGUUUCCGGUGUCCAGAAGCAAUGUUUCAGCCAAGCUUCCUCGGCAUGGAAUCAUGUGGAAUACAUGAAACCACCUACAAUUCAAUCAUGAAAUGUGACGUCGAUAUUCGUAAGGAUUUAUACGCCAAUUCGGUCUUAUCGGGCGGAACCACUAUGUAUCCAGGUAUUGCGGACAGGAUGCAAAAGGAAAUAACGGCACUGGCUCCGUCUACAAUGAAGAUCAAGAUAAUCGCGCCUCCAGAAAGGAAAUACUCGGUCUGGAUCGGUGGCUCGAUCUUGGCCAGUUUAAGCACCUUCCAACAAAUGUGGAUUUCUAAGCAAGAAUACGACGAAUCGGGCCCGUCUAUCGUACACAGAAAGUGUUUCUAAUUCCCCUUUAAAAAACUUACUCUGUAUGCAAAAUUUUACAUCACAACGCGUCACCUAAUAUUUAUUUGAAAACUUCGAUUUAUUUAUAGGAUAAUUAAUUUCUAACAUUUAUCAGAAUGUUUUUGUAAGAAAUAAUUUUAUUUAUUUGACAUUUCUUAUUUCUAAAUUAUAAUUUCUAUUAUAUACAGGUCAUUUCAUAAGUUGCUAAUGGACCGUACCUUUUUCUCCUCAUCUCUCUCUCUCUCUCUCUCUCUCUCUCUCUCCUUAUUCUUAUUAUUUUAUACAUUAUUUAUUUUAAUAUCUUUUCAUUUUGUUUAGAAACAAACAGAUUCGCAUACUAAUAUAUGAAAUACAUUUAGAAUGUAAAUGCUCUUGUACCUCUAUGAUAGCCGAAAUAUUCGACUGAAAUUAUAUUGCUAAUACUAUUAUGUAUAAUCUUAAGCAGUGAUCCACUACUUAUGGAACGACCUGUAUGUAGAGCAAUAAUAUGUGUACUAUAAUAUAUAAUAUUUAUAUAUAGUACACAAUAUAAUAAAUAUAUUUUGUAAAACACGCAUACAGUCAUUCAUUCCCUUAUAUAUAUAUAUAUAUAUAUAUAUAUAUAUAUAUAUGAUUCAUUUAUUUUAAUACCUUAAUAUUAUACAAAAAUAAAAAAUGAAAAAAAGUUGUCUAGUUCAAAGAAGAAAUUUUUAUCAUCGCAAUAAAGCUUUUAAGACCACAGUUUAUAAAACUUUAGUUGUUUUUCAAGUUGUGCUUGUUAUGCAUCGAAAGUAAUAAAAUGAUAAAAAAUAUAAAUUAAGUUAACUCAUAACGAUUAUUUUAUCGUUGAAAAGUAUUCCCUAUAAUAUGUUUUUAAUUCAUUAAAAAGACAUAAGCAUUGGAAAACUGCGAUCUUAAAAAAUUGUUACGCUGAACUAAACAACCUUUUUUUUUUAUAGUUCUCUUUGUCAUUAAAAAUGACGGAAAUGUUUUGCAUGAUCAAAAUAAAUGAGCCACCCUAUAUAUACAUCGAUCCAGUUAAAAUCAUAUACAUUUCUUUAUAGUUGCACGCAUACGGUAUAUCAGCCAUAUGCGUGCACGCACGCACGCACGCACACGCGCGCGCACACAAAAAGUUAAAGUAAACGUAUAUACAUGCUAUACACAUGACAAUUACGUAGGCUGUCACAAUCUCGUUAAUUCGAAAGUCACAACAAUAUCACGAAAUUCCGAAACAAUUUAUGUAAUCGUUAAAACUUAACAGGAGGUACUUUAUGCCUAACAUUCAUUUAUGUUUUCAAAAUUGUAUCUUAAAUAAUUCAAAUAAUGUUAAUAGCACCAAAAAUUUAUGUUGCUUCAAAUAGUAAUUAUAAUAUUUAUAAAUGUUAUGAGAUUCUGUGUAUCAAAAUGUGAUAUACACACAUGUAUGUUUUAUGAAAUUAUUAGUUUUAAAACAGAAAAGUGUAUGACAUUAUUUUACGUCUUUGGUAUACUUGAAAAAGCUUUCAAUGCGUAAAAUCGAAUUAACGAGAACAACGUAAAUAAUUCUAUGCUAUGUCUUAACAUACCUAAAAGACGCUACUCGUUCUUAUUCUGUUUAUUGUAAACAAAAUAUAAUCGUUUGAUGCCUACUCAUCAGUAGUGCGCACUACUAUAAAUAAAAUAGUAAACAAAAACUUAUGUAUAAUUGGAAAGAUGUUUCUUUUUAUUUACAAGUUAUAAUCGCUAUGUUCACCGUAUUUUAACGUCGAGCAUUUCAAUUUACGAAAUGCUGACCAUCUCUUAUGGACGGUUGAAUUGAGUACCCCAUUACUUGUCAUGUAUGAUAAAAUAGAAUGAUGCAAUCAAAGUACAUGCAUAAUAAAUUAGUGCAUUUUACUGAAAAGAUUUUCGACGAUUGUAAUUAAAUGCCAGGGCAAAAUUUAGAAAGAAAUUAAAAAUGUGAUAGAAAAAAAAUAGAAAAGAAGAAGACGGAACAAAGAUAUAUCUUUAGUAAUUGAUGUUAAAACUGAAAAGAAAUUUAUUAAAGAAGUUUAUUUCAUUUUAAUAUUUUCAAACGGACGUCGUACCCACUUUUCUCUUGCACUAUCCAUAAAAAAAAAAAAAAAAAAAAAAUAUUACAUAAAUAAUUUGUAAUUUUACUGAAUCUUUGAUAUUAAUCAUGGAACAUAUUUGUUGACAUCAAUUAGUUUUACAGCCAAGAUUAAAGAAAAGGGCUGCAAAGAGUUUCAAGUAAAUUGCAUUAUUUGUAUAUAAUAUUAAUUUUGGAAUAGUUUAUCACGGAGUAUGUAUAUCUUCAACGCAUUUCACCUUCUGCAUGUUUAAUUAAAUUUACAUUUUAUCCAGUUAAUUGCAAGAAAAUACACUUAAUCUGAUUAUUUAUGUCCGUUGUAGUCUGCACAAUUCCAAAUAAGAUUUUAUAAGUAUAUUUAAUAAAUAUUAAUUAAAAUUGAAUAGAUGAAUAAUAUUUCUACAAAAUUGCGACAAUAUCAAAUUACAGUCGUACAAAUAAAAUGAUUCUUAUAGAUUUGAACAAACUAUAAGAUCAAUAUCUUUUGAUCAAGCUUUAAUAAACACGAAUGAGUAAGUAAGAAAUAAAAAGCAUUGUAUUAUAGGUACUCCUGUCAAGUAUAGUCAUCUUUCCUGAAUUUUGUUUUAAAAAAAAGGUAAUAAAAAUAUCUUUGGUGCUCCUAUUUCAUGUAAUAAAAAAAGAUAUGAUUUUAGAAAAAA